Funneliformis caledonium is the source of this 726-nucleotide messenger RNA. The record is from the annotation of a GenBank genome assembly. NCBI's taxonomy places the organism in Eukaryota, Fungi, Glomeromycota, Glomeromycetes, Glomerales, Glomeraceae.
AAGAAAGAUACACCACCACACGAACAUAUUUUUACAAAAAUAAGCAAUAUAGAUGUCGAUAAAUUAUCAAACGACGACCCGUUAUGUAUUGGAGUAAUUGAUCUUAGCUCAGAUAAAUAUAAUAUUCCGGAGAGUGAUUACGAAUCUCUCGUUGUACCUACAUAUUUUAUUCCUGAAGUAUCUGCACUCGCAGUAAACAACACUUCGAUAUUACUAGAAAAACGUGAAGUCUGCGCAAAUCCAGGAUGUUAUGGAUGGAUAUGGAAGGAUUGCUCAUAUAAGGAUCUUUAUGCAACAAUUAACGCCAUCGAUGCAUCUGACUAUCAAGCACUUAGUGAUAAUCUUGCUAGUAUGUUUGCACCAGAUAUAGACAGGAAAAUUACUUCAGAAGAUCAGGUUGAUAGCCUCACUGAUGCAUGGUAUCAUGCAAAUUCUGCGAUCUUCAAUGACAAGGGCCAGUGUGUCAAAGAAUAUAUGUUAACCUGGAUAUGCGACAAAUACCAAAAAAAGUCUUCACUUGAAGCUUUAAAAAAGUUACUUGAUAGGCUUCCUAGUAUUCUUAAAGAGCUCAUACCUAAGGAACCAGUUACAGCAUGGGUGGUUAAGCAGGCAUUAAGGUUAGCUAUUAAGAAAGACAUCUCACUCACGGAAAAUUUACUUAAUUCAGUGGCAGACAUUGUGGGAAUGAGUGAUGUAGCUUUCCUUUAUAAUGUCGGAAAUUGUUAA